CGCCAGUAUCCGUAAAUUCUCUACUAUCACGGCGACUGACGUACAGCAAGAUCAAGCCAUCUGAUCCACGUCAAUUAAAAUGGCAAAGAAGGCCAAGGCUCGCCUGGUGCAUGCGCGCCUCGUCUCCAUGGCCAUGACCGGCUUCUUCUAUACCUUCAAGCGUCCCAGAACCGCACCCAUGAUGAGCAUGUUAAAAUACGAUCCCAUCGUGCGUAAGAAGGUGUUGUUCCUCGAAACCAAAAAGAGGAAGUGAAAGCCGCCCAACCUCGCUCCAUCAUACCUUAUUCGAUACAAGAACCCAACAAUCGAGUUUCUUGCGUGAGCUCGACUUGGCUCUUUAACUGCAAGCCACGACGUACGCGCCAUGUAACACUACACUAAAGAGCAUCACUGGAGUUUUGGGCAUCAGGAUCCUCCCUCUUCGAAAUGCGACUAUACAUGUACAACAUAGACCACAAUAUCGUCCUGAUGAUAUGGCUGCAUUCGUAUGCCACUAAAUUUAACGACCAGACUAUCAUAUUACUGUGCCUGCCUUGUGUGCGAGCUCUGUCUAGGUAUUUGGGUACAAAUGAUAAGGUGCAAAUUGUUGUUCCAUCCACUAUUUACACAUUGUCUUUUUCAGAUCGCCAGAUGCCUACCAUAAUUCUUCUA
This is a messenger RNA of Fusarium oxysporum Fo47, 651 nucleotides long. RefSeq names its product mitochondrial 54S ribosomal protein bL33m. Gene Ontology annotation, molecular function: structural constituent of ribosome. The coding region runs from base 80 to 253 and encodes 57 amino acids. NCBI's taxonomy places the organism in Eukaryota, Fungi, Ascomycota, Sordariomycetes, Hypocreales, Nectriaceae. Gene Ontology annotation, biological process: translation. The record is from RefSeq and is a predicted model, not a curated record. Gene Ontology annotation, cellular component: ribosome; mitochondrion. The transcript has 3 exons.